AAAAGGGAGAGAGGAAAGGAAGGCUUGAAAGAUUGAAUCCUUCAGGCUGGAAUCCAAUCAAGUCAUUAGGGCCAGGUGGAGCCAGAGCCAAGUUCCCAUUCCUUAGUUUUGGUGAGAAGACAAAAGCAGCAGUUCUCCCUGACACACCGAAAACUCUGGUUUUUGUGUGAAAAGUUGUAAUGGGGUUCAGAGCAGCAGUUUUCGUGUUUCUCUUCUCAUGUGGAAAUCUUUGUGUUGCCUCGCAAAACUGGUUUAACUUCAGCACCAAUGAGAGUCUGAGCCAAAUCCCACAAGAAGAAGCGACAGCGAGCUUGCAGCUGCCAAGAUCACCGCAGACAACAGAUCAUCAGUCAAACAGGACAGAGCAAAGUCAUCCGGUCCGCUCUCCUGUCAGCUACCGGCUCAGGAGCUAUCAGCUCAGGAACCCAGCCAUCGUCGAACAAAAGCCGGCCCGGCCUCUUGUGGAGCAGAUGCAAACUUUCCGAAACCCUCAGAGUCCAGAGACCAGAAAGCUGACCUCAGAGCAGCUGGAGCCGAUGGAAACUGCCCUUGCUCAAAAGUUGUUAAAAUUGCCAGUUAAAGGCCCAGAUCUUAACCCACCUGUCACGCAGGAAUCAAAAGUGCUGGUGGAGUUAGAGCAGCGGGUGCCUGUGCCAGCUGACAGCGUGUCAGUGCGCUGUGGUGAAGGAGAAGUCACCGUAAAGGUCAAACAGAACUUCCUAGGUAACGCUCAGCUGAUCCGUCCAAGUGAUCUGACCUUAGGAGGCUGCGCAGCAGUAGACACCGCCGACCACAUUCUGCAGUUCCAGACGGAGUUACAGGGCUGCGGCAGCACAAUGACGAUGACCGAGGAAGCCCUCAUCUACUCCUUUUCUCUGAUGUAUUCUCCAACACCCAUUGGCAACACCUUCAUUUUAAAGACCAACCCUGCUGAGGUGGUAAUUGAAUGCUACUAUCAAAGGAGGCAUUACGUGAGCAGCAACGCCGUGAGGCCCACCUGGCAGCAGUUUGCCUCCGACAUGCUAGCAGACCAGCAGCUGCACUUCUCCCUACGUCUCAUGACAGAGGACUGGCAGUCACAGAGGCCUUCCAGUGUUUACUUCCAGAGUGACGUGAUGCACAUUGAGGCGGCGGUCCUCCAGGGUCACCACGUUCCACUGAGGGUCUAUGUGGACAGCUGUGUGGCCACUGUGAACCCUGACCCCAGUUCGCAACCCAGAUACCCCUUCAUCAACAACCACGGGUGUCUAACUGAUGGUAAGCUGACAGGAGCCAAGUCUUACUUCAUGCAGAGGAGCCAGGAGGAUAAACUUCAUUUCCUGCUGAAAGCCUUCAGGUUCCACCAAGAUCACAGGAAUUCGCUCUACAUCACAUGUCAUCUGAAAGCAACAACAGUCUCUGUUCCCAUUAACUCGCACUACAAAGCGUGUUCAUUCCUGACUGAAGCUAACAGAUGGGUGGCGUCAGGUGGAGACAAUGAGGUGUGUAGCUGCUGUGAAAGCAGGUGCAGUGAGCGGAGAUGGAAAAGAGGCCUCGCAGCAGAUUCUGAUCUGCAGUGGGAGGGGACGGCUGCUCUGGGCCCCAUCCUGCUGGAGGAGCUGACUGAGGUGUCCGAGCCUCCUCCAGAGCCAGUCUCUCUGCUCCACACACACGAGGCGAUUCAAGCGGCUUCUUAUCCAUUGAUAGCCCUGCUGUGUGGAGUGGGUGCAGCAUUGGCUGUGAUGUUGCUGGUUUUCACGGGUGCCAUCACUUGCAGCAGAUUACACAAGCCCACUGGACACUACGUCUGUAGCUGAUUUAGGACAAUAAACGAUUUAUAGCCAAGCCUCA
Messenger RNA from Xiphias gladius (swordfish), 1830 nucleotides. RefSeq names its product zona pellucida sperm-binding protein 3-like. Bases 180 to 1796 code for a protein of 538 amino acids. Gene Ontology annotation, cellular component: extracellular matrix. Gene Ontology annotation, biological process: binding of sperm to zona pellucida; egg coat formation; positive regulation of acrosome reaction. Gene Ontology annotation, molecular function: acrosin binding. The transcript has 11 exons. The record is from RefSeq and is a predicted model, not a curated record. Lineage: Eukaryota; Metazoa; Chordata; Actinopteri; Istiophoriformes; Xiphiidae.